GCAGAUACUCGGGCUUCCAGGAGAAAUUAUCAUUAGGUAUCGUCGAAUUGAUUAUCAUCGAAAUUAAUUAAAUCUCAAUGGCUCAAACACAGCAAUUUGUAUCUAAUUGUAUCUUCUGUAAAAUUAUUAGAAACGAGGAAUCUGGUGAAAAAAUUUAUGAGGAUGAAGAUGUCACAUGCAUUAAAGAUAUUAAUCCAGUGUCUACACAUCAUUAUUUAAUAAUACCGAAUAAACAUAUACCCAAUGCAAAAACACUUCAACCUGAAGAUUCUGAACUUUUCAACAAGAUUGUUGCUGCAGUAGACGUUAUCUCCGAAAAAAUGAAUCUUGAUCCUGCAUCUACGCGAACAGGAUUUCAUUGGCCACCAUUUAAUACCGUUCAUCAUUUACAUUUACAUGUUAUUUCGCCAAUAGAGAAAAUGAAUGGUAUAAGAAAGUUGAUGUUCCCCAAACCCAAUAACUAUUGGUUUGUGAGCGAUGAACAAAAAUAACGGAUGCCGCAGAGUAAAAUUUUCGGACAUCUAAUAUCAAAUCGAUGAAGACGUCCACGUUGAGACAAAUCCCUGCUGAAAUUCCGAGAAGAAUGAAAAGUAGCAUCGACGAACAGAGCAGUAAUCUCAUUUUGUUGGAGAAUUGGUUGAGAAUUUACCACGCGAUAAAUCAGAAAGACUAUAACUAAACGACUAAAAUUU
This is a messenger RNA of Atta colombica, 692 nucleotides long. RefSeq names its product histidine triad nucleotide-binding protein 3-like. The transcript has 4 exons. Lineage: Eukaryota; Metazoa; Arthropoda; Insecta; Hymenoptera; Formicidae. The coding region runs from base 78 to 491 and encodes 137 amino acids. The record is from RefSeq and is a predicted model, not a curated record. Gene Ontology annotation, molecular function: catalytic activity.